This is a messenger RNA of Lucilia sericata (common green bottle fly), 2620 nucleotides long. RefSeq names its product FACT complex subunit Ssrp1 (gene Ssrp). Gene Ontology annotation, cellular component: FACT complex; nucleus. The transcript has 5 exons. The coding region runs from base 166 to 2382 and encodes 738 amino acids. The record is from RefSeq and is a predicted model, not a curated record. Gene Ontology annotation, molecular function: histone binding; nucleosome binding; DNA binding. Lineage: Eukaryota; Metazoa; Arthropoda; Insecta; Diptera; Calliphoridae.
UUCGCAUCAUUCUCUUGUCAUUCCUACUCUUGGGCGCACAAAAAAAGCGUUGUUUUUUUGUCUUUUGGAAUAAAACGCAUGCCGGUUUCUAGAAAAUAGACAAAAAAUAUAGGAAAUAAUUAAAUAUUAUUCAAAUCUACAACAGUUGCAUUAUAAUUAAAAACUAUGAGCGAUACUUUGGAAUAUGAUAUUUCGGCAGAAGUCAGAGGAGUAAUGACUCCCGGACGUCUAAAAAUGACCGAACAACAAAUUGUUUUCAAGAAUAGCAAAACGGGUAAAGUGGAGCAAAUUCCAGCCGAUGACAUAGAUUUAAUUAAUUCCCAGAAAUUUGUGGGCACUUGGGGUUUGAGAAUCUUUACCAAGAAUGGUAAUUUACAUCGUUUUGUCGGCUUUAAGGAUAGUGAAAAUGAAAAGCUGGGCAAAUUCAUUAAGAAAACCUAUAAUCAGGAUUUGGUGGAAAAGGAAAUGUGUGUCAAGGGUUGGAAUUGGGGUACAGCCAAGUUUCAGGGUUCUGUUCUUAGUUUUGACAAAGAUCACAAAACCAUCUUUGAAGUGCCCUUGUCACAUGUUUCACAAUGUAUGACUGGUAAAAAUGAGGUAACUUUAGAAUUUCAUCAGAAUGAUGAUGCUCCUGUGGGUCUAAUGGAAAUGCGUUUCCAUAUACCCAUAGUGGAGUCGGCUGAGGAUGAUCCCGUGGAGACAUUCCAAACAAAUGUUAUGAACAAAGCCUCGGUUAUAUCUGCUUCGGGUGAUGCUAUUGCUAUAUUCCGCGAGAUUCAUUGUCUGACGCCCAGAGGUCGUUAUGAUAUUAAAGUUUUCUCUACCUUCUUCCAACUGCACGGUAAAACUUUUGAUUACAAAAUUCCCAUGGAUUCAGUGCUGCGUUUGUUUUUAUUGCCUCAUAAGGACAAUCGACAAAUGUUCUUUGUUUUGUCUUUGGAUCCUCCCAUAAAACAAGGUCAAACACGUUACCACUAUUUGGUUUUACUCUUCAGUCCCGAAGAGGAAACUUCAAUUGAAUUGCCUUUCUCGGAGGAAGAAUUAAAAGAGAAAUAUGAGGGUAAAUUGGAAAAAGAGAUAUCGGGCCCGCUCUAUGAAGUCAUGGGCAAGGUAAUGAAAGUUUUAAUAGGACGCAAGAUUACAGGACCCGGCAAUUUUAUAGGACACUCCGGCACCGCUGCUGUGGGCUGUUCCUUUAAAGCUGCCGCUGGCUAUCUCUAUCCCUUAGAACGUGGUUUCAUUUACAUCCACAAGCCACCCAUACACAUACGUUUCGAGGAAAUUGCCUCGGUUAAUUUUGCCCGUAGUGGUGGUUCAACACGUAGUUUUGAUUUUGAAGUAACACUCAAAAAUGGCACCAUUCACAUUUUCUCCUCCAUCGAAAAGGAAGAGUAUUCUAAACUGUACGAUUUUAUUAGUCAAAAGAAACUGCAUGUUAGCAAUACGGGUAAAGAUAAUAAGGGCGGCUAUAAGGAUGUUGAUUUCGGUGAUUCGGAUAAUGAAAAUGAACCCGAUGCCUAUUUGGCACGUGUUAAAGCUGAAGCACAAGAGAAAGAUUCCGAUGAUGAUGAGGGUUCAGAAGAAGAAUCUACCGAUGAAGAUUUCAAUCCUACCGGUGACGUAUCGGAUGUGGCAGAGGAAUACGAUUCAAAUGCUCAAAGUGAUUCGGAUGAUUCAGAUGCUAGUGGCAAAGGUAGUGGCAGUGAUGGUGGUGGUGAGAAGAAGCAUAAGAAGGAGAAGAAAGAGAAAAAAGAAAAGGUGGAGAGAAAACAGAAAUCGAAAAAACCCACCAAAAAGAAAGAUUCCAACAAACCCAAACGAGCCACCACCGCCUUCAUGUUGUGGCUCAAUGAUACACGUGAACAAAUCAAAAAAGACAAUCCUGGUAUAAAAAUAACUGAAAUUGCCAAAAAAGGCGGUGAAAUGUGGAGAGAACUAAAGGAUAAAUCCAAAUGGGAAGAAAAGGCAGCCAAGGAUAAACAAAGAUAUUUAGACGAAAUGAAAGACUAUAAACCAACAGCCGAUGACAGUGAUGAUGAGGAGAAAGACAACACCAAAAGUAGUAGUAAAGCGGCAAGCAAAAAACGUAAAAAGGAAGCAUCACCCACCAAAAAGGCGGCAAAUACCUCAGGAUCAUUUAAAUCUAAAGAAUAUAUAUCAGAGGAUGAUUCAUCAUCAUCGGAGGAAAGCAAGAAAAAGAAAGAUAAAUCUGGCGAGGAAGAUUCAGAGCCAGAAAAGAAGAAGAGUAAAAGCGAUAAAUCUAAAUCGAAGGGCGAUAAAAAACAAAAGAAACCAGCCAGUGAGGAGGAAGAGGAUGAAGACGAUGAGGAAGAAGCCUCCGCUUCUGAAGAAGAAUCUGAGGAAGAAGAGGGCAGUGAUUAAUUUAAAAACUCCCUUUAACACUAACUUUCCUCCUAAUCAUUCAUCUGUCGUCGUAUUUAAUGUUAUUUUUAAUAAAAUUCUAUGUUAAUUUAGUCUUAUAAGUCUGUAGGAUUUGUUUUCUUGAUGAAAAUUAAUUGCUCUAAUCGCUUCACAUUUGAAAAGCGUUGAAAAUACAAACUUUGUUUAUUACUUUUUUUUGUAAACUACAAAAUAAAUUUAUGAUUUUUUUAAGACAUAA